This is a messenger RNA of Ailuropoda melanoleuca (giant panda), 4700 nucleotides long. It is a transcript of the gene GRID2IP, whose product is annotated as Grid2 interacting protein. The record is from RefSeq and is a predicted model, not a curated record. Gene Ontology annotation, molecular function: protein binding. Lineage: Eukaryota; Metazoa; Chordata; Mammalia; Carnivora; Ursidae.
AUCGAGCUUUGGAGCACUAUUACCAGAAAAGCUUACGAAAAGACCGUCCCAAGUCAGUGCGGGCGUUGUGAAGCGGGCCGAGCCGCCUGGCAGCUUGGGUUGACCCGGCCAAGCGGGGACCGCGGCUGGCCCAUGGCGGGCACACGUAGGGGCUCCUAUACCGAGUCUUCGCGAUGGGCAGGACUUGCUUUGCUUUCUGCUAACCACACCGUUGGGUUUUGUCCGACCCGUCCCAGUGUCUUUGCUCCUGCUGUCUCGGAACAGCUCUGAACAUCCUGCCUCCGGGAGCAGUGACAAUUGCUUGACUCCAAACCUGGAGGAUAAGAAGGAAGGCUGUUCAAUGAUAGUUGGACCUGGGGUGAGAAGAGCUGCUUCCAAACAUAGCAUUGAGACGUCCCCUGUGGGGUGUUCCUUUGCUCCGAAUGCCUCUGAAUCCGCAGAGACCGGUCUAUUCUUGAUGCUUCUGAAAAUCUGUCAGGCUCGUCCUCCCUUUGAGGGGAACCGUCUGAUCUCCAAAACACUGGCUUUCAAGCUCUUCUCUUUUUCUCUUUGCGACCGACCCCAGCUUCUUGAUUCCUUUUCUUUUUCCUUUUUUAAGAAACUUACAAGCUGGGCGCCUUCUGGUACAGGGUGUGCAAAACCUUCAUGAACUCGUGGACACAGAAUUGAACAAACAAAAGCCGCAAAUCAGAAACUGUGAUGCCACCAGGGAAGACUGUGGUUAUGGAUGGAACCUCAUUCCAUACCCAGAGUGGGCUGGAACCUCAUCCCAUAUCCACUGUCUUCAAAUGACUCAUCACCCUGCUGAUUAAUUCUGAGCUAGUGGAGGAAAGCCAGUCCAAGGAUGAAGCCUACGUAAGGAGAGGGCAGACCUGAGAGAAGCACAGAGAAAUGAAGUCAGAGCCCUGAGCAAACUGUACCUGAAGCUUAUACCACCUCUGGACUUCACAGGGGACAAAGGAAGACCAGUGAGGAGGCUGGGAGACCAGUCCAGGAGAGGGAUGAUGGCGGCUUGGACCAAGGUGAUGGCAGUGGCAGCGGAGAGAAGCAGCUGCACCGCCCGGGCUGCCAUGCCAGCCACCAACCAGGGCUGGCCUGAAGACUUCGGCUUCCGGCUGGGCGGCUUGGGCCCCUGCUUCGUCCUGGAGGUGACAGAAGGGAGCAGCGCACACGCCGGGGGUCUGCGGCCGGGGGACCAGAUCCUGGAGGUGGAGGGGCUGGCCGUGGGUGGCCUGAGCCGUGAGCGCCUCGUGCGCCUGGCCCGGCGCUGCCCUCGCGUGCCUCCCAGCCUCGGCGUGCUCCCGGGCCCAGAUGGCCACCCAGGUGCGGGACCCGGUGGCUCAUCCCUGACCCCAGCGCUGCGGCCCCCUCGCCCUGGCCGAGGCCUUUCCCUGGGCCGCGAGCUGCUGCACCUGGCCCACCGCAAGCGCCCCGAGGCCGUGCACCGGGAACGCAGGCGCAAGGCCCAGGAGUUCAGCCGCAAGGUGGAUGAGAUCUUGGGGGACCAGCCGACUGCCAAGGAACGGGUGUUCGCUGCACUGAAGCAGUUUGCGGCCGAGCAGCGGGUCGAUGACCUGGUGUGGGUGCUCACCCUGGAGCUGCCCCGCGAGGCCCGCGCGCCACUCCUGGACAACCUCAGGAUCUUCAUCCCCAAGAAGCACCGGGCGCGCUUCGACGAGGUGGUGUCGCAGGGUCUGCUGGGCAAGCUGUGCCGCGCCGGACGGGCGCAGGGUGCGCAGCGGCUGCGCCGGAGCCGCAGCGAGGAGCGGCCCGAGCGCCUCCUGGUGUCCACUCGCGCCAGCGCCGCCCCGCGCCGCCCCGACGAGCCGCCACCGCGCAAGGCUGCCUACGCCCCCCCAACCUCCUUCUCCCCAGGGCAGGGCACGCUGACAGUCAGAGUCUACAAGGGCAACAAGAGCUUCGGCUUCACGCUGCGUGGUCACGGGCCUGUCUGGAUCGAGUCUGUCCUGCCUGGGAGCCCGGCUGACAAUGCGUCCCUCAAGUCAGGCGACCGGAUCCUCUUCCUCAAUGGACUGGACAUGAGGAACUGCUCCCAUGACAAGGUGGUGUCCAUGCUUCAAGGCAGUGGCGCGAUGCCCACACUGGUGGUGGAGGAGGGGCUUGUCCCGUUUGCCAGCGACUCCGAUUCCUUGGAUUCCCCCAACCCGUCCUCGGCGCUCACCUCCCUGCAAUGGGUGGCAGAGAUCCUGCCCUCCAGCAUCCGGGUGCAGGGGAGGACAUUCAGCCAGCAGCUGGAGCACCUACUCACGCCUCCUGAGCGCUACGGGGUCUGCCGGGCUCUGGAGAGCUUCUUCCAGCACAGGAACAUUGACACCCUCAUCGUGGACGUCUACCCUGUGCUGGACACACCUGUCAAGCAAGUUCUUUGGCAGUUCAUCUACCAGCUGCUGACUUACGAGGAGCAGGAGCUCUGCCAGGAGAAAAUUGCAUGUUUCCUGGGCUACACGGCCAUGACAGCAGAGCCGGAGCCCGAGCUGGACCUGGAGCCGGAGCCCGAGCCUGAGCCCGAGCCGGUGCCCGAGCUGCAACGGCGGAGCUCCCUGAGGGCCUCAUCCAUGUGCCGCCGCAGCCUCCGGUCCCAGGGCCUGGAGGCCAGCCUCAGUUGCGGUCCUGGCGACUGCCCCGAGAUGCCUCUUCCUCUAAUCCCAGGGGAGCGCCAGGCAGGCGAUGGCACAUCUCUCCCCGAGACCCCCAAUCCUAAGAUGAUGUCAGCCGUCUAUGCGGAGCUCGAGUCCCGACUGAACAGCAGCUUCAAAGGGAAGGUGGGGACCACGUCCAGAUCCCGUGCCUCCCCACCAGUGCCCAGCCCGGCAGGCCCAGCAGGGCCCAGGACCCUGUCCAGCGUCUCGUGGCCCAGCGAGCGGCUCCUGCCCUCCCCCUGCUACUACCCACUGUGUUCAGGGGGCCUGGCCUCCCCCAGCAGCUCUGAGUCCCACCCCUACGCCAGCCUGGACAGCAGCAGGGCGCCCUCCCCACAGCCAGACCCCGGGCCCAUCCGCUCCGACAGCCCCCCAAGCCCGGACCCUGCCCGCCCGCCCAGCCACAGGAAGCUCUUCACCUUCUCCCGUCCUGUGCGAAGCCGGGAUACUGACCGCUUCCUGGAUGUGCUGAGUGAGCAGCUGGGCCCCCGGGUCACUGUCGUGGAUGAUUUCCUGAGCCCUGAGAAUGAUUACGAGGAGAUGAGCUUCCACGAUGACCAGGGAAGCUUUGUGACCAAUGAGCGGAGCAGCGCUAGUGAGUGCAUCAGCAGCAGUGAGGAAGGCAGCUCCCUGACCUACUCCUCCAUCUCCGACCACAUCCCCCCACCCCCGCUCAGCCCCCCGCCUAAAAAAAAAAAAAAAAAAAAAAAAAAAAAAAAAAAAACUCCACCCCCGCCACCCCUGCCCCCACCAGUGCCCUGUGCACCCCCCAUGCUGUCUCGGGGCCUGGGUCACCGCCGAAGUGAGACCAGCCACAUGAGCGUCAAGCGCCUGCGGUGGGAGCAGGUGGAGAACUCGGAAGGCACCAUCUGGGGUCAGCUGGGGGAAGAUUCUGACUAUGACAAGCUGAGCGACAUGGUGAAAUACCUCGAUUUGGAACUCCACUUUGGCACCCAGAAACCUGCUAAGCCAGUGCCUGGGCCUGAGCCCUUCAGGAAGAAAGAGGUGGUGGAGAUCCUGUCUCACAAGAAGGCCUACAACACCUCCAUCCUGCUGGCUCACCUGAAGCUGAGCCCGGCCGAGCUGCGGCAGAUGCUCAUGAGUAUGGAGCCCCGGCGCCUGGAGCCCGCGCACCUGGCGCAGCUGCUGCUCUUCGCGCCCGACGCCGACGAGGAGCAGCGCUAUCAGGCCUUCCGCGAGGCGCCCGGCCGCCUCAGCGAGCCCGACCAGUUCGUCCUGCAGAUGCUAUCGGUUCCCGAAUACAAAACCCGCUUGCGCAGCCUGCACUUCCAGGCCACCCUACAAGAGAAGACAGAGGAGAUCCGGGGUAGCCUGGAGUGCUUGCGCCAGGCCUCCCUUGAGCUCAGGAACAGCCGGAAGCUCGCCAAGAUCCUGGAGUUCGUGUUGGCCAUGGGCAACUAUCUCAACGACGGACAGCCCAAAACCAACAAGACCACGGGGUUCAAGAUCAACUUCCUGACGGAGCUGAACUCCACUAAGACUGUGGAUGGGAAGUCCACCUUCCUGCACAUCCUUGCCAAAUCACUGAGCCAGCACUUUCCAGAACUCCUGGGUUUUGCUCAGGACCUGCCCACUGUGCCCCUGGCUGCCAAAGUGAACCAACGGGCCCUGACCAGUGACCUGGCUGACCUCCAUGGCACCAUCAGUGAGAUACAGGCUGCUUGCCAGAGCAUGUCCCCCUCCAGUGAGGACAAGUUUGCUGUGGUCAUGACGUCCUUCCUAGAGACGGCCCAGCCUGUGCUGCGGGCCCUGGACGGGCUGCAGCGCGAAGCCAUGGAGGAGCUGGGGAGGGCGCUGGCCUUCUUUGGUGAGGACUCCAAAGCCACCACCUCCGAGGCCUUCUUCGGCAUCUUCGCAGAGUUCAUGAGCAAGUUCGAGCGAGCACUCAGUGACCUGGAGGCUGGGGAUGGCCUGCGCAGCUCAGGGAUGGUUUCACCCCUGGCCUGGUGACCUGCAAAGCCCGUCCUGCCUGAGGCCCGUCCCAGUGGCCUGGAGCAGUGCAGAGCGGCCUGGGCGUGG